Molecule: messenger RNA, 1291 nt
Organism: Arabidopsis arenosa
Lineage: Eukaryota; Viridiplantae; Streptophyta; Magnoliopsida; Brassicales; Brassicaceae
Source: the annotation of a GenBank genome assembly
CGAGUCCACAGAUUUUCCCUACUCCGCCGUCAGUUUUUUCUCAACUCAGAGGUUGCGUUUUUGCCACCGCUUUGAUUCGCCGGUAACUUCACGUAUGGCCAGUAAUACUUUGAAAGAUAUGAAUAGUCUUCAUGUAACUGAGAAGAUAAGUGACUGUAAAGCUAGCUUAACCAAGCCUUGUGUUGGCAAAAUGAAUGGAAAAUCUGAAGAUAAACCAUUACCAAACUCUGCCUCUUUGGAUUCCAGUGAUCCUAAAGUUGUAGUAGAAGCAGAGAAACCCGAGCCAGAGAAAGCUAUUGUUGAAGUUGAAUAUAUUGAAUCCGAAAACUUGGAUAAUGUAGACGAUGCUGAUGCAGUUCUGAAGUCGGUUUUAGCUGGACUCGAGUCCAAGGAUUGGAUUUCAGUUUGUGAUGCUCUUAAUAACGUUCGCCGGCUUUCGAUAUUCCACAAGGAAGCAAUGCUGCAUAUGCUUGAAAAAGUGAUACCACUUGUCGUGAAGUCACUGAAAAAUCCAAGAAGUGCGGUGUGUAAAACGGCAUGCAUGACAUCUGCAGAUAUCUUCAGUGCAUAUAAUAAUCAUAUAACAGAUCUGUUGGAGCCUCUGCUUACUCAACUCCUCCUCAAGUCUUCCCAAGACAAACGGUUUGUUUGCGAGGCAGCAGAGAAAGCUUUAACAGCAAUGACCAAAUAUGUUUCCCCAACCUUGCUGUUGCCAAAGCUGCAACCUUGUCUCAAGAACAGGAAUCCUCGGAUCCGUGCUAAAGCAUCAUUAUGCUUUUCUCGAAGUGUUCCUCGACUGGGUGUUGAAGGGAUUAAGGAAUAUGGAAUUGACAAAUUAGUUCAAGCAGCCGCAUCUCAGCUUAGCGAUCAGCUCCCUGAAUCCCGUGAGGCUGCACGGACCGUCCUACUAGAACUUCAGACCGUAUAUGAAAAAGCUCAUCCUCUCAUCAACCCUGAAGCAUCAUCCUCAUCAUCACCAGAAGAAGAGCAAAUUGCGGAGGCAGAGCCAAUUACUUGGGAAAUCUUCUGCCAGUCAAAACUGUCGGCUCUUAGCGCACAAGCGGUGCUUCGUGUCACCAAUGUUGUGACUGUCACUGCUCGGGAGGGUUUGGUUACUACAGGUUCAUCAUCUUCAUCUCAGCUAUAAACCUUUUCUACUACAAUUUUUUUUUAAACCGUUUGCUACGAGUCAUACGGUUUACAUGGUAUUCUCCGGCAUGAUCGACCAUAUUGGCAAAUUAUGGACCGAGAAAAAGAGUGAAGACCGUCUUAUUAAAAAUCUUGGUUUCUU